GGUUCCAUUAGAUGUUAUUACUAUUUCACUGUAUUACUUAUCAUCUUACUAUCAUCGUGAGAUCACCCGGUCAAUGCACCAAUGUGGAAUGUGGCAGUUGAAAGAAGAAUAUAAUUUUUUGCUUAGAGACUCUUCUACAAUGCCUCAUCUCCUUCCAGUAUGGGCUCCUAAAGAUAUAGUAGAAAAAGUUAGUGCCUCUCAUGCAUGUGAUCAACUCACCAAUGAUCCACCUGCUGAAACUGUAUGUAAAUCCAAACGUCCUGUUAAAAAUGAUAUGCAUCUUGGCCUAGCCAACAAUGCUGUAAAUUCGAAUAGAGUGAAACCGUUUGGUGAUGGUAGUUGGAUUGUCAUGGAAGCAGAUGGAAUAACACCACAUUCGGUGAGGCUACAAUCCAAAGCCAUCUUGUUCAUGUGUUGCUACCAGAACCUGCUUCCAUAACUGGUUCAUGGGAUUGUAAAGCAACAAAUGGCAACCCUCCACUGUGUGCUGGUGGAUGUUCAUCUGUUGCCAUUGGAAAAAAUAUCUGUUUCUUUGGCGGUGCUAGGAGUGGUGUCCAUCGCAAUAGCUUGUACUCCUUCAAUGUAGAUUCAUUUGAGUGGAGAGAACUCUCUCCUUCUAGUUCUGAUCGUGGUCCAAUGAAGAAGAGCUACUGUGGAAUGGUAUCAGUUCAUUUUGACGGUGAAGACUAUCUUGUCAUAAUUGGUGGAAGUAGGGGAUACUCUUCCAUCAAUACUCCAAAGCAACCUGAUGCUCAGUAUUCAGCUAAUGGUAAAUGUAAUGAGAUACAUUAUUACAAGAUUUCAUCAGAUCAAUGGAUAUCUCCUGUUGUUACCGGAGACAGGCCACCUCCUAUUGAUCAAUUUACUCUAACACAAGUUACUAAUAACACUGCAGUAAUGUUUGGAGGGUCUACUGAUAAUGGAUGGAGUAAUAAACUAUACAUUAUAAGUUUCACUAAGAUAUCAGUGAAUAUAUUAAAAGUACCUAAUCCUGGAGGAUCAGUACAAUGGCCUAAGGGAAGAGAUGCUCAUUCCAGUGUACUGAUUACCACUAGUUCAGGACCACACUUACUAGUAGUGGGUGGAUCACCUGCCUAUGAUGUAUGGUUACUGGACAUUAACAAAAGAAAAUGGAAAGAACUGAUUAAUCUACCGGACAAUGUCACUAGAAGAUACUAUCAUUCUCUCUCAGUGUGGAGUAUGACCCCAACUACUAACUUGAUGAUUGAAUUUGGAGGAUACACAUCAUACAAAGAUACAACAGCGAUUGAACUCAAGAAGUCUUUGAACAGCAGUUUAGCCUUAUCUUUGCUGACCGUUUCCUGCAAAUAA
Amphimedon queenslandica is the source of this 1332-nucleotide messenger RNA. RefSeq lists its product as uncharacterized. Lineage: Eukaryota; Metazoa; Porifera; Demospongiae; Haplosclerida; Niphatidae. The record is from RefSeq and is a predicted model, not a curated record. The transcript is spliced from 5 exons. Gene Ontology annotation, molecular function: protein binding. The coding region runs from base 637 to 1332 and encodes 231 amino acids.